Messenger RNA from Nematolebias whitei (Rio pearlfish), 1708 nucleotides. Its product is annotated as hydroxyacylglutathione hydrolase, mitochondrial. Gene Ontology annotation, cellular component: mitochondrion. Gene Ontology annotation, molecular function: hydroxyacylglutathione hydrolase activity. Gene Ontology annotation, biological process: glutathione metabolic process. The transcript is spliced from 9 exons. The record is from RefSeq and is a predicted model, not a curated record. Lineage: Eukaryota; Metazoa; Chordata; Actinopteri; Cyprinodontiformes; Rivulidae. Bases 124 to 1053 code for a protein of 309 amino acids.
UCAUCCUCUGGACUUGAUUGGUAAGGUCUGGGUGAAUGUUGAAAAGGGGGCGGUGGCGGAACCGAACCCGAACCGAACUUUUCUGGUUCGCACAAACUGAUAAGGCUGUCGUGAGUCACUGUAAUGGUAUUAAAGUCACUUGUAGGAAGAGCCUGGACUCUUAGAGGAGCUGCUUCAGCGUUAAAACGAGCACCUGUCGAAGCCAAGGGCCAGGCAGUCGCUCUCCUUCACGGCGCAGUGAGGAAGUCUCAUCUGGUCCAACAAACCAACAUGAGGGUCGAACUUCUCCCAGCUCUCAGUGACAACUACAUGUACCUGCUGAUCGAUGAAGACUCCAAAGAAGCAGCUAUUGUUGACCCAGUGGAGCCGAUAAAGGUUGUGGAAGCCGUCAGAAAACAUGGCGUUAAACUCACAACAGUUCUGACCACCCAUCACCACUGGGAUCACGCCGGCGGAAACGAGAAGAUGGUGAAGCUAAUGCCGGGACUGAAGGUCUAUGGAGGAGACGACAGGGUGGAUGCCAUCACAAAGAAAGUUUCUCACUCCAACACUUUGAAACUCGGCUCGCUGAACGUGAAGUGCCUGUUCACGCCUUGCCACACGACCGGUCACAUCUGUUACUAUGUGACGAAAGAAAGCAGCUCGGAGCCACCUGCUGUUUUCACAGGUGAUACUCUUUUUGUGGCUGGUUGUGGGAAAUUCUUUGAGGGCACAGCGGAGCAGAUGUAUAAAGCCUUGAUAGAAAUUUUGGGACGUCUUCCUCCUGAAACUCGUGUUUACUGCGGUCACGAGUACACCGUCAGCAAUCUGAAAUUUGCACGCCACGUCGAACCAGACAACGAGGUCAUUCAGAAGAAGCUGGCUUGGGCAAAGGAGAAGUGCAGCGACGGAGAGCCAACCAUCCCAUCCACUUUGGCAGAUGAAUUCACAUACAAUCCAUUUAUGAGAGUAAAGGAGAAGUCAGUCCAAGACCACGUGAAGCAGACGGUACCAAUUGAAACUAUGAGAAGUCUUCGAAAAGAAAAAGAUGGUUUCCGAGUUCCUAAGGAUUGAAGUCCCAACACGUUCAUGUUCAUUUUAACGGCUCACAGCGCUGCAGAUCCAUCAUUGUAUACUAAAGAACAACUUAUCCUCUCGGCCAUUUUAAAUGGAUCCACUACAUUCACUUUUACUGGAAGUACACACUUUUAAGUUUAGUCGUAUUAAAGCUCAAAACGCUUUGUUUUGAUUUGUUUGGAUCAUGUUGAUGCGAAAGUUUUAAUGAAUCUUUGGCCAUGAGUUAGAUGCUUAAAGGAAAGAAAAAAAUAAUAUGUAAAUGUUUAAGAGUCUUAUUUAGUGCGAUGUAGUUUAAUAUAUUGAUGCGCCAGCAGUUUCAUUUGGUGUCCACAAGGCAAGGAGCCACAUAAGGAACAAACUGGUCAAUGUGUAAAAUUUCUGUGAAUAGAUUUGAUAUAAGUAGUAAUUUCUUACUCUAAGUCUAUAUCCAUGUCCUGUUCCGACUGUGAAUGUCUCAUCACAUCAUUAUUUACUUCCAUUUGUGCUUAAAAACUAUUUGAGUAAAAUACAACACCACUACGUUUUAAAAAUAAAAGUUUUUUGACCACAACAAUAAACAUUACUUUUAGCAGACAUUGAACCUCUUGUGCUUUUAAAACUAUUAUAAAAUUCUGCACAAUCUCUGGAAAAAGCAAUAAAACACAUCUGUUGU